UGAAUUAAACAAAAAGUACAUUUCAGGUAGUUAUGUUUCCGCUACCAUGUGUUAUUAUUUGGAUAAACAAUCAUAUACAAUACAACAAAUGUCGUGUGAAGGGACAUGUUGUGGGGACAAUGGACAAGACGGAGAAAUAUGCUGUGGCGCUACUUGGUCUACUGGUUUAAUCGCUGGUGUCUGUGUAGGUUGCAUUGGUGUGAUAGUAACCGCAGUUGCUGUAUGUGUGUAUGUUUGGUUGACGUUGAAGAAGAAACGUAAGUCUGGAAUUGAGCCUCAAUCAAAUGGCAAUGCGAACAUAGAACUUCAGUUGAACAACAAUCCUGUAGGUCAUUCUAGAAUAAGUAUUAGAAACGUAUCUCCCUCGCUGUCACAUAACAGUCAUGAUAUGCCGCCACCGUACAGUCCAAGUUUGACUAGACAAGCACAUGGUCCAGGUUUGAAUCCUACAAGACCAGUAUCAGGUCACUCACAAACAUCGCAAGUUUCGUGUAUAAAUGAACCUGACAGAAUAGGAAAACCAUCUCUACAGCCACCCCCAUACACUGCACAAACAAUGAGGUCACCGGCACGUGCUGGGCGACUAGCUCCGCAUGUAUACACGUUUCAACCAUCACCGGCAAGAAGUCUUGCACCGUCAAGGGCUUGGUAGAUAGUUUAUACGAGUAUAUUGUACAAAAGUAGCAGUGUGCCUGUAACGGAGUUUAUAUAACUUUUAUCAUCAGAUUACAGUAAUAGAAAACUUCUAAUAAAUUACUAUUUUGUUUCAAUAUUAUGUUAAUAGGAAGACCAGUUUUUGGCAAUUGUUAUAAAACAGCAGUAAGAAAUCAUUUUAAAUUUGUUAUCAUUCAGCUAUAGGGAAAAUCAUACUGUAGUUUCUCCCAACUGUGUGGCAAAGAUACUUUCCUUUAUGACAUGUAAUAUUUUCCAUAAUCAAAUGUAUGUAUUAAAUCUGCUCCACAUUGCCCCUUUACACGGACCAGACUCUAUUAGCUGAAGAU
Molecule: messenger RNA, 1001 nt
Organism: Ruditapes philippinarum (Manila clam)
Lineage: Eukaryota; Metazoa; Mollusca; Bivalvia; Venerida; Veneridae
Exons: 3
Coding region: 47-652 (201 amino acids)
Source: RefSeq, a predicted model, not a curated record